This is a messenger RNA of Onychomys torridus (southern grasshopper mouse), 4044 nucleotides long. It is a transcript of the gene Appl1, whose product is annotated as adaptor protein, phosphotyrosine interacting with PH domain and leucine zipper 1. The record is from RefSeq and is a predicted model, not a curated record. Gene Ontology annotation, biological process: signaling. The transcript has 22 exons. Gene Ontology annotation, cellular component: endosome membrane; cytoplasm. Lineage: Eukaryota; Metazoa; Chordata; Mammalia; Rodentia; Cricetidae. Bases 137 to 2263 code for a protein of 708 amino acids. Gene Ontology annotation, molecular function: identical protein binding.
CGCGGCUGCCGCUGAGAGCCCGGUGGGGGCGGCGGCGCCUUCGAGAGGGCGGGCCGGGUCAGCUGCUGCAGGCGGGGCUGCGCGCGGAGCUGUGGGCGGCAGCUGAGUGUCCUGCCGCCGCCCAGCCUUCGCCACGAUGCCGGGGAUCGACAAGCUGCCCAUUGAAGAGACGCUGGAAGACAGUCCGCAGACAAGAUCUUUACUGGGUGUAUUUGAAGAAGAUGCUACUGCUAUUUCCAAUUAUAUGAACCAAUUAUACCAAGCUAUGCACCGGAUUUAUGAUGCACAGAAUGAACUAAGUGCAGCAACACACCUGACAUCGAAACUUCUAAAAGAAUAUGAAAAGCAGCGUUUCCCUUUGGGGGGUGAUGAUGAAGUUAUGAGCUCUACUUUACAACAGUUUUCAAAGGUUAUAGAUGAGCUUAGUUCUUGUCACGCGGUACUUUCAACUCAACUUGCCGAUGCCAUGAUGUUCCCCAUUUCCCAGUUUAAAGAGAGAGAUCUGAAAGAAAUACUGACACUAAAAGAGGUAUUUCAGAUUGCUAGUAAUGAUCAUGAUGCUGCGAUUAACAGAUACAGUCGAUUGUCAAAAAAGAGAGAAAAUGACAAGGUAAAAUACGAAGUAACAGAGGAUGUGUAUACUUCUAGGAAGAAACAACAUCAGACCAUGAUGCAUUAUUUUUGUGCAUUAAAUACUCUUCAGUACAAGAAGAAAAUAGCUUUGUUAGAACCUCUACUUGGAUACAUGCAGGCUCAGAUAAGUUUCUUUAAGAUGGGUUCUGAAAAUCUCAAUGGACAACUGGAAGAAUUUUUAGCUAAUAUUGGAACAAGUGUACAGAAUGUUCGAAGGGAAAUGGAUGGUGAUGUAGAGACCAUGCAACAGACAAUAGAAGACUUGGAAGUAGCCAGUGAUCCUUUAUAUGUGCCUGACCCAGACCCCACCAAGUUUCCUGUCAAUCGAAAUUUAACCCGAAAGGCUGGAUACCUAAAUGCUAGGAAUAAAACAGGCUUGGUGUCAUCCACCUGGGAUAGACAGUUCUACUUCACGCAGGGUGGAAACUUAAUGAGUCAAGCGCGUGGAGAUGUGGCAGGAGGCCUGGCCAUGGAUAUAGACAACUGUUCAGUGAUGGCUGUGGAUUGCGAAGACAGGCGAUACUGUUUUCAGAUCACUUCUUUUGAUGGAAAAAAAUCUUCAAUUUUGCAAGCAGAGAGUAAAAAAGACCAUGAAGAGUGGAUUUGUACAAUAAACAACAUAUCUAAACAAAUAUACUUGAGUGAAAAUCCAGAGGAGACCGCUGCGCGAGUAAAUCAGUGUGCUCUGGAGGCUGUCACUCCUUCCCCGUCUUUCCAGCAGAGACACGAGGGCCUGCGUCCAGCAGGACAAUCUCGGCCACCAGCAGCUCGAACCAGCAGUUCAGGAUCCUUGGGAUCAGAGUCUACAAAUUUGGCUUCCCUCUCUCUUGAUUCUCUUGUUGCCCCAGAUACUCCAAUACAGUUUGAUAUAAUUUCUCCUGUGUGUGAAGAUCAGCCUGGCCAGGGAAAAGCCUUUGGCCAAGGAGGCAGGCGUACAAAUCCAUUUGGAGAAUCUGGAGGAAGCACAAAAUCAGAAGCUGAAGAUUCUAUUCUCCAUCAGUUAUUUAUUGUCCGAUUCCUCGGUUCUAUGGAGGUAAAGUCAGAUGACCAUCCAGAUGUUGUUUAUGAAACAAUGCGCCAGAUCUUAGCUGCUCGGGCCAUCCAUAACAUCUUUCGUAUGACAGAAUCACAUUUAUUAGUCACUUGCGACUGUUUGAAGUUAAUUGAUCCGCAGACCCAAGUUACAAGGCUCACAUUUCCAUUACCAUGUGUAGUUUUGUAUGCUACACACCAGGAAAAUAAACGACUUUUUGGAUUUGUUCUCCGGACAUCAGGCGGAAGAAGUGAAAGUAAUUUGUCGUCAGUCUGCUAUAUAUUUGAAUCAAACAAUGAGGGGGAAAAGAUUUGUGAUUCUGUUGGAUUGGCAAAACAGAUAGCACUGCAUGCUGAACUGGAUCGUAGGGCAUCAGAAAAACAAAAAGAAAGAGAGAGAGUAAAAGAGAAACAAGAGAAAGAACUCAGCAAACAAAAACAGAUUGAGAAGGACUUGGAAGAGCAAAGUCGGUUGAUAGCUGCUUCCAGUAGACCAAACCAGGCUGGGAGUGAGGGUCAGCUUGUUGUGCUUAGCAGUAGCCAAUCAGAGGAGAGUGAUUUGGGAGAAGAAGGGAAAAAAAGAGAAUCGGAAGCAUAAACUUGGUUUUGCUUUUUGAUUGAUUUCCCCCUUCCCCUGGAAUGUGGCACGAGGUAACCAUGUUAAAAGAUCAAGGAGGAGACUAAGCUUUAUGUUUGCUUGUUUCAGCUUCAUUUACAAAAGACUAAGCAUGAUAACAGGUUAUAUUGAGCAUAUCCUUAAAAAAUAAAAUACUGCGCAUUAUCAUCAAAUUUUGCCUACCUAAAUAAGACCUGCUUACUUCCUCUAGUAGAUUGCUGAGGAAUCACACUUGCUCAAGAUAUUUUUCUUUCAAAUUGUGGACACUUUUUAUCUUACAUUGUAAUUGGCUGUUUCCAUAAGAAAUUAUUUAUUCUUCAGAUUCUGACAUUCAUGUGUGUGCUCUCUCCCUUUCUUUAGGAAUAUCUUGUUGGUAGUGAGAGAGUGUUCAGCCAAAUGAGCUUAAAAUACGUUCUGUGGAGAAUUCUACAAGAUUGCAAAUAUUCUAACAAUAUGAAGUAUGCAGUAGGAUCUGUAUGAAAUCACCAGAACAGUGGCAGAUGGUGCUGUUGGUUUCAGACAUUUCCUGGCCUUGCUCCCUGUCUCUGAUGUACUUGAUCAUGGCAGUAAGAAAGGGACUCAGGUGUCUCUGUUGCUGUUGAUACAGCUUGGAAUUUGUCACUGUCCUCGCAGUUCUCAGCUUGGAACUUCCAUUAUUGCUGCAGAGCAGUGAGGGGAGAGUUUAUUGAGAGAUGUUGUCAUUGUUCAAACAUUUUAUAGUGGAAUUGACAUGGGAAGGGAGGGUUGUAGAGUGAUACAUUGUAUUUUCUGUAUUGUGAAAUGAUUUUAUUAAUAAUAAGUGACAUUUCAAAAGAUGUUCUAUAACAACUGUGUUUACUGCUUAGAAUAAAAAUGUGCAGUUUGGUUUAGAGAACAUAAUCUUUUAAAUUUCAGACUGAUGAUCCCAGUAUUUUCAUAAUCCCACAUUUUGAUAAUGAAUUGAAUUGCCACUUUAUAUCCACAAAGGCAAAUAACUAAUUUAUGAGUAUAGAAUAAUUUGUACUAAUUAUUGUAAAUACUUUUACUUUUCAAAUGAGUCACAGGUCUAAUUCUGUGAAAGACUGAAAAGGAAUUGAACUCCUCAUAUAGUAUAGGACCAAGGAAGGAGUUAGCUUACCAAGGUUAACAUAUCCCUACAGUUUAUCUUCUGUCAAAACUCUUUCUUCACGCAUAUUUUAAUCUGUUUGUAGAUUUUGUUUUCAUGUGUUCUACAUGGAAAAGUGUAUAUAUACAUAUGUAUACAGGUUAAAUAUAUUGACUAAAGUAUUUUACAUAGUCAUACAUUUAUAGAUUUUCAAGAGGUUAACCACUAAUUUCACAAGUAAUUUUCUCUUAGUUCUGAAUUAGAAGUGGCUUUUGUUUUAGGUAUCAGAAUAUAGCUCAGAUUCACACUCUUUAAGUACAGUUUUCUGUAGAAUGAGAUAACACACACACACACACACACACACACACACACACACACACAUGUGCGCUCGCGUAUAUGAUCAUGAUAUUGUUUUUAUCCAUGUACCGAAUGGGAGUAAUGGUUAUUUAAUAUACUUUAAAGUCUUAUAUUACCUAAACAUACAUUUAAUUAGUAGCAAUUUAUGGAGUACAUUUGGUUAAAGGUAUAUUUUGUACUUAGUAGAGGGAAUGCUUUCACAUAGUAUUUCCUUCUUGUUAAACUAGAAAUUGCUGUGGUCAGUACUUGGUUGGUUGUGGCAAGUCUUGCUUUUAAGACUUUUUUGAGAUUGGUAAGGUUUCUGGUUUUUGUUGUUGGUUGU